AUGAUAAACAUUACUUCUUACAAGAGAAGAAGAUUACGGCAAAAACCGAAUAUUCUUAUAGCUCAACAAUCCCGAGAAUUAGGCCAACUUGCAGGACUCAGACAAUUGAAGAAUGUCACAGAUCAAGGCAUUAUUCCCAUUAGUCUAUUUCGUUUACGAAAGCGCAAAUUGGAAGAAAUUUAUAGCUACUUGUCAAGCCACCGAUUGACUCAUGAUAAAGAACCUGACAUUGAAUCCUUGCAAACUCAUGAAUUGGCUGAAUAUCUUUUACACACAAUCUACCCGGGCUAUCCUGCAUGUAGAGCUAAGAAUGUUGCUUAUGCAGAUUAUCGAGAAUGUCGGGAAAAACAAACAGGAAGACUAGAUCCUUUGGCUUAUGAUUCAGUGCCAACAACAGAAGUGUAUGAUCGAUUAGAUGAAGUAUAUCGAAUAGAUGUUGACUGGCAAGAUCAAGAUAAUCCUACUUGUUCUGUUGAUAUUCCUAUUUCAGUACUCAAAAAAUCAAUGGAACGAAUACACAUAGCUCGCUAUCAUCAAGAAGACCAAAAGGAAUAUCAUUUAUGCUUUUGGAAUUCAACACGGACUUUGAUAAAGCCACAAUGUACUUCUUUACGUCUUGAUUCAUACGAAAUUUGGAAUGAUAGACAAAAAAAAUUAGUGGCAGAAGGAUUUAUGCAUAUCGAUAUAACAGAAAGUUUGAUUUAUUGCCUCUCUAGUAAAAGCUCGAGGUUUACAUUAAAUCAUGCAUUCAAUUUGCAUGGUGGUACAGAAAAUUCUAAACCCAACUCAAACAGAAAUAUUAUGACACUUCAAGUUGAAUUGGUAGAUAACAAUGAGCACAACAUCAGUCACAUAUCCUUCUCUUGUGUGGCAAAAAAGUCUACAGAACAACUUGUAUGCGAGCUUUAUUUACAGACCAUGACAGGCUGCAUUGCUCGUGGUAUUCGGAAAAGUACUUCUCCAUUAAAGGCCCAGCAAACGGCCAUUGAUCUGUUAAAAGAAUACCACAAGGCAGAAAAUAUACAAGACAAAUUAAAAAAUGCGGAAGCUGCCUUUAUGGCCUAUCUCGACAAUAAUGGUUAUGCAGCAGUAGAGACAUCAAGCGAAGAGGAAUACGAUCAAGAAGACUUUGUAGAAAUUAUUUCUCUCUUAGAUGCUGUCACCAAGACUCGAAUAAAGCAUCCUACAACGAGUAUUCAUUGUCGACAUCGUACUUGCUUUGAUGCAGUUCCGUUUUUUGAUCAACAUGCGGAAAUCAAACUUUGGCAUUGUCCUAUUUGCUCUGUUCAUAUCAAAAGCUUUGAAGAACUAAGAGUUGAUUAUACAGUCAAAGUUGCGUUAAAUCAAUAUCCAGAUCAAGAUGAGUUAUAUUUGUUUGAUCUCGAUCGACUUUCUCCUCUUGAAGCCGGAGCCAAACGCAAGAUAACUAACAGUUUAAGUUCAAAGAUCUAA
Gilbertella persicaria is the source of this 1452-nucleotide messenger RNA. RefSeq lists its product as uncharacterized. Gene Ontology annotation, molecular function: zinc ion binding. The coding region runs from base 1 to 1452 and encodes 483 amino acids. Lineage: Eukaryota; Fungi; Mucoromycota; Mucoromycetes; Mucorales; Choanephoraceae. The transcript is spliced from 6 exons. The record is from RefSeq and is a predicted model, not a curated record.